Molecule: messenger RNA, 4035 nt
Organism: Neofelis nebulosa (Clouded leopard)
Lineage: Eukaryota; Metazoa; Chordata; Mammalia; Carnivora; Felidae
Gene: NPY1R
Product: neuropeptide Y receptor Y1
Exons: 5
Coding region: 1643-2791 (382 amino acids)
Biological process (GO): G protein-coupled receptor signaling pathway
Cellular component (GO): plasma membrane; neuron projection
Molecular function (GO): neuropeptide binding; neuropeptide Y receptor activity
Source: RefSeq, a predicted model, not a curated record
AUAGUUGUUAUGUAACAAAACUUUUAUGCAUAUCCUAGGCAGUGUCCUGUAUCUUUAUUAGGAGCACUUUUUAUUUUUUUUGGCAGCUUGAUUUGGAAGAAGUUUUAUUCAUCCUCACCAGGAAAUAAUGUGUGUAUGUGAGUGUGAGUGAAAUACACAACUUUGGUUUUUCAGAGUGGAAUACAACUAUGUACAACAUCUGAGAUCAGUGUUAUCAGUAGUGAUCCUGAAUCACCGGGCACCAUGAUGGCUUUGCUACCGUCAAUGCACUCUGUGUACAUUCCAUUCUUUUCUUCCUAACGUUCAGUACAAGGGUAGAUUAAGCACCGAGGAAAUGGCAUUGACUUUUUGACCACCAGGGAAAUGUUCCGUUCAGCGUGCUCCCCUAAAAAAAGCAGCUAGGCACUGGGAACAAACCUAACUGCAUUUUCUCAGUGGAAAGAAAGAAGGACAAAGGCCAGGCUAGCUCAUUCGAGAUUUGCUACUUUUGCUUUUUAAGGUCUUCUCUUUGUUCGCUUUUAAAAUGGGGGCAAAAGAAACCAAAAAACAAAAAACUUUUCGGUACUGGUGUGAGAAAUAUACAAAGGUCACCAAAAAAAGCAAGGAACAUAUUAGUAACAUUGUUGCGGUGAAUUUCACAUUUCCUUUUCUCCUAAAUAACACCCCCUUUCAGUCUUGACUUGGGCUGACGCUCCAGCUUUUCAGCCGGGUAGAAGUUCGGCCACAAGAUGGCACUGACCAGCAAACAAAGGAAAACAGUGGCUCUGACUUUCUAAAGCCCUGUGACAUUGUCUUGCUUUCCUGGGAGUCCAGGACUGUGGGGAUGAGUGCUUACUUUCCUUUGCACCGUGCGUCUGUGUUUAACAACGUGUGGAUAUGUUUAAUUUCUCUUCCUUCCAGAAUUCCUAGGCAACGCACCCCCGAAGAGUAUACCCAAGCUGAGGUGUUUGUGGGGGAAGCAGCAGGCGCUACUCGCGGGGCGCCGUCACGUGAUCCGGGGAUAAGGUGGAGUUCGGCUUUAAGGGGGCGUCUCUUCCUAUCUUCAUCAAUCUUUAGGAUUUGAGCAGGAGAAAUACCAGCGGAUCUUUUCUCCCGGCUCUAUCCCUUCCAUUACCAUUCUUCCCGCUUUAAUAAACGGGCGAAAACGACGAAUCCAACAGAGGAUCGUUCACAUUUGCCAUGCUUACCUGGGUCCUACGAAAAAAGCAUAUCUCACUAGGUGGCCCCCAGGCAUGGGGGAAAUGGAAAGCUUGCUUGUCACUACCUGGACAGAGAAACAGUAUCUGUCAGUCCCAAGACUCUAGAAUGCUUUCCUGGUAAAGAGAGCAGAAAGCUGUCCAGCCCAGUACCCCACCUAUGACUAAAGACUAAGUGCUUUUCGGUAGUAACAGCACUAAGAACAGCAAGCAGUGAAAGACCAGCAUUCCAAUUGGAAAGGAUAAGGAAAUUUCCCUUUGGAAGGGGGCCAAUUUUCCAUCUGAUGAUAUUGUUCAGUUCAAGGGAAUGAAGAAUUCAGAAUAAUUUUCAUAAAUGGAUUGUAAGAAUAAGAAGAAGAAUAAGAAUAAGCUGAAUAUUUGAUCUGCUUUGAAGAAACAUAUUUUCCAUUUGUCUAGAAUAAUCUAUAACAACCAAACCAAUCAAAAUGAAUUCAACAUUAAUGUCCCAGGUUGAAAAUCAUUCAAUCCUAUGUAAUUUUUCAGAGAAUUCCCAGUUUUUGGCUUUUGAAAGUGAUGAUUGCCAUCUGCCCUUGGCCAUGAUAUUUACAUUAGCUCUUGCUUAUGGAGCUGUAAUAAUUCUUGGAGUCUCUGGAAACCUGGCGUUGAUCAUAAUCAUCUUGAAACAAAAGGAGAUGAGAAAUGUUACCAAUAUCCUAAUAGUGAACCUUUCCUUCUCAGACUUGCUUGUUGCCAUCAUGUGUCUCCCCUUCACAUUUGUCUACACAUUAAUGGACCACUGGGUUUUUGGUGAGGCAAUGUGCAAAUUGAAUCCUUUUGUGCAAUGUGUUUCGAUCACUGUGUCCAUUUUCUCUCUGGUUCUCAUCGCCGUGGAGCGACAUCAGCUGAUAAUCAACCCACGAGGGUGGAGACCAAAUAACAGACAUGCUUACGUAGGUAUUGCCGUCAUUUGGGUCCUUGCUGUGGUUUCUUCUCUACCUUUUCUCAUCUAUCAAGUACUGACCGAUGAACCGUUCCAGAACGUGACACUUGACGCGUUCAAGGACAAGUACGUGUGCUUUGAUAAAUUUCCAUCGGACUCUCAUAGGUUGUCUUACACAACUCUCCUCUUGAUGCUGCAGUAUUUUGGCCCACUCUGUUUUAUAUUUAUUUGCUACUUCAAGAUAUAUAUACGCUUAAAAAGGAGAAACAAUAUGAUGGACAAGAUGAGAGACAAUAAGUACAGGUCCAGUGAAACCAGAAGAAUCAACAUCAUGCUGUUGUCCAUUGUGGUAGCAUUUGCGGUCUGCUGGCUGCCUCUUACCAUCUUUAACACUGUGUUUGAUUGGAAUCAUCAGAUCAUUGCUACGUGCAACCAUAAUCUACUAUUCUUGCUCUGCCAUCUUACAGCAAUGAUAUCCACUUGUGUCAACCCCAUAUUUUAUGGAUUUCUGAACAAAAAUUUCCAGAGAGACUUACAGUUCUUCUUUAACUUUUGUGAUUUCCGGUCUCGGGAUGAUGACUAUGAGACAAUAGCUAUGUCUACCAUGCACACAGAUGUUUCUAAGACUUCUUUGAAACAAGCAAGCCCAGUCGCAUUUAAGAAAAUCAACAACGAUGAUAAUGAAAAAAUCUGAAACUGCUCUAGCAUAUGGCCCCAGAUGACACCUGUCUAAAACCAAGCACAACCCACAACAAUACUUGUAUUCCCCCAAGGAGUGAGGUUGUAAUCAUUUAAGAAAGACCAAGAUUUGUUUGUCUUGCUUUUUACCGCUUUAAUUGUAACUGUCAUAAUUAAAUUCGGACAAAAUGUAUGGACUUUGGAAUUUUCUGACAUUAGUUUGACCAGACAUCCUUGAAGUGCUUUUUGUAAACGUAUGCAUAUAAUACAAAGACUUUUAUACUUGACUUGUUGGAAUAAAAUUGCUUUAAAGGACUACUACUGACUGACUUUAGAAGCACGGUAUCUGAUACGCAUUAGAUUGGGCUAUCCCUAUUUCAUUAGGUUACACGGUCAAUAGAUUGGGCAAUCCUGAUGUAAUGAUAGACAUUUCAGUCUGUUACAGAGGUGACAGCAAAAGCAGCAUUCGAGAUGUGGAGCUGAGUCUCUGUCUUACAUACCUACAGUCUGAAGUCAUUGAAGAGUGAUUUGCAUUUUUUUUUAAAUUUGAGACAGGAUUUAAUUUGCUCCUGAUUUAUCACUUAAGAUAAAAAUGCAUAAAAAUACUUCUCAGCUGUGAAUAUCAUGGGGAAUUGGGCCACCCACAAGAAUUAAGUGGGAAAGCAGUUCUCUAACUUCAAAACUAUUUUGGUACCUGACAACCAAAGGGUUUCAGAGCAAUUAAUUUAACAAGCAAACUAGUAGUGCAGCAAAUAGUUGAAUUAUAUUCAUCUGAAUUGUUGGUCAAGAGGCUUUCCAUUCUUCACAAACUGUUCAGUGUCCAGUUUUUUAGCCUAAAUAUAUAUGUGGCUUAAAGGUAUUUCCAGCUUUCGAUAUGUAAAAACACAGAGUGUAUUUUCCAUACAUCAGUGCCUAUAUAGUAACUCAUUUUUAACUUUUUCAAUGUCCGUUUUUCAAAGGAGGACACCAAAGUAUAAUGUUAAAAGAAUGUUCACCCUGGCUGGCAGGGAUAAAUACCUGAAAACUGAGAACACUUCAUAUAGCCCAUUUUAACUUAUAUGAACUGUGUGCCUUGUGUAGUCUUGUAAAUAAUGUACUGUAUAGAGUACUAAGUGGUUGUGUUAUAUUAAUAUACUUAAUUUCAUGCAUCCUGUAUUCAUGAUUGAGGCUCAGAGUCAUUUGGAGAGAAGAUAUUUUAAAGAACAAGAUACAACUUCAGUGUAUUAUAAACGUAUUAAAUGUGUUUGAUUUUAGAAGGCA